CAGCCGAGCAGGCAAGCAAGCUACAGGCCUGCAGCAGUCAGCACGCAAGCGGCAACCAACCGGCAAGCCAGCAGGCAGACAGAGCCAGACAGCCAGUGAGUCUGCAACGGAGCAACCGGCGACUAGAAGCAACAGCUGGAUAAGAAUUACAAAAUGUCAAAAAGGACAUUAUUCAACUAUUUUUCAAGUGGUAGCAGUAAUACUCCAGAAAAUGAUGAUAACGCUAGACAACAGAAAAUGACAAGGGUAGAGUUUCGGUGCUCAGAUAUUAUUUGCGAUCCAGGAAAGCGAAAGCCAAUAGAUGAAUAUCCAUUUGCAAUUAGAGAUCAAGUGAAGAGGGCAUAUGUUUUGAGGGGUCCAACUCAAUUAGCUAAUUAUACAUUUCCGCGCAAAUGGCAAAGUGGUGAAUGGAGAUCCUUCCAGGCACACUGGUUUGAGAGUUAUGAUUGGUUAGAGUAUAGUGAAUUAAAGGAUGCUGCAUUUUGCUUGUACUGCUAUCUUUUCUUUGAACCCGGUAAGCCUGAAAAAUUUGGGAGCAAUAUUUUUGCAAAGGUCGGUUAUGAGAAAUGGAAGAAGGCUCUGGAAAGGUUUAAUAAGCAUGCUGAUUCCAUCUCUCACAAGAAUGCUAGAGAGAAAUGUGAUGACUUCAUGAAUCAAAAGAAAAGUGUGAUUCGAAAAAUUUAUAAGUAUGAUAAAGAGGAACAAGAACGAUAUGAGAUUCGUUUAUCAUCUUCUUUGGAUGUUGCAAGAUUUCUAAUAAUGCAAGGUGAGGCUUUCCGUGGACAUUAUGAGUCUUCGUCUUCUCUUAACAAGGGUACAUACUUCGAGCUUCUUGAUUGGUACAAAGGCAAAGUUGAGGUAGUGAAGGAAGCAUAUGAUAAAGGCCAUAAAAAUUGCCUGAUGGUAUCUCAUCAUAUACAGAAGGACCUAACAAAAGCAUGUGCAGAAGAAGUUAUGACAAUGAUUAUGGAUGAGAUCCAUGGUAGAAAAUUCUCUGUGCUUAUUGAUGAGUCUCGAGAUGUAUCUAUAAAGGAGCAAAUGGCUAUGAUUUUGAGAUUUGUGAGUGAUGAAGGAAAGGUUCUAGAGAGGUUUGUUGGACUUCAACAUAUUGAGAGAUGCACAGUUGCUGCUUUGAAAGAAGCUAUAGUUGGUAUGCUUUCUAGCCACAAGUUAAGCAUCUCUAUGCUUCGUGGGCAGGGUUAUGAUGGAGCUUCCAACAUGAGAGGGGAAUUUAAUGGUGUGCAAAAAUUGAUUCGGGAUGAAAAUCCUUAUGCUUUCUAUGUUCAUUGUUUUGCCCAUCAAUUGCAAUUAGUGGUUGUCACAGUUUCAACUUCUACUCCAGCCAUUGCAGAUUUCUUUAACUAUGUUCCUUUAAUAGUCAACACUGUGGGUGCAUCUUGUAUGAGAAAGGACACCUUACUUGCAAAACAUCAUGAUACCCUAUUGCAAAAGGUUGAGAACGGCGAGAUUCUCACUGGAAGAGGAUUAAACCAAGAGUGUAGCCUAGCUAGGCCUGGAGAUACUAGAUGGGGUUCUCAUCUUAAAACUUUGCUUCGGAUUUUGGUGAUGUGGGAGGCUAUCAUAGAUGUCCUUGAGAUAGUAAAGAAAGAUUCCAUUAAACCAACAAGUAAUGGCGGGGCUUUUGGUCUAAUUGGUAAAAUGGAGAGCUUUGAUUUUGUGUUUAUCAUGCAUUUGAUGAUAGAAUUGUUGAGCAUGACAGAUAUUUUGUCACGUCACUUGCAAAGGAAGGAUCAAGACAUUGUUGAAGCAAUGCAUUUGAUCUUGGGUGUGAAAGAUAGUUUGCAGGAUAUGAGAGACAAUGGGUGGGAGCCAUUAUUCAAGAAGGUAAAAACAUUCUGUGAGAAGAAUGAGAUUGAAGUGCCAGAUAUGGAUAAGGAAAUAAAUGCUAGAGGAACAUCUGCACGUAGAAGGCAAAAGGUAACAAACAUGCAUUUCUACCAUGUUGAGGUUUUUCUUGCUGCCGUUGAUGCCAUUUUGUCAGAGAUGAAUCACCGAUUUGGUGAAGUUAGUUCAGAGCUAUUAGGAUGCAUGGCUUCCCUUAGCCCAAAGAACUCCUUCUCUAAUUUUGAUGUGGAUAAGCUUGUAAGACUUGCUGAAAUUUAUGCUGAAGAUUUCGAUAUUGGUCACAUUGCUUUGUUGCCAAGUCAACUUAGAGGCUUCAUUGGACGUGUUAGAAGAAGCCAAGAAUUUCUUGGAUGUACAGAACUUCCACAAUGUGCUGAAAUUAUGGUCAGGAAAGGAAUGCACCGAUCUUAUCCAUUGGUUUAUCGUCUUAUUGAGCUCACAUUGAUACUUCCGGUGGCAACAGCUUCAGUUGAGAGGGUCUUUUCAGCCAUGUCUAUUAUAAAGACAGAUUUGCGCAACAAAAUGGGUGAUGAAUGGCUAAAUGACUUGAUGAUAUGCUACACAGAGAAGGAGAUAUUUAGGAGCAUUAGUAAUGAGAAAAUUAUGAAACGGUUUGAAGAGAUGAAAGAACGUCGUAUGUUAAUUCCUCAAAAGAUAGUGGUAUGCUUUAUUACCAUCAGUUUUUUUUAUCCUUGAAGUUAAUAUUUGCACUGUCACUAAUUUAUUUUUUAUUAUUCAUAGAUCACUCCUGCAGAAGAAUGAUGUAUGUUGUAAUGGGACGGUCACAUGUCAUUAUCAUCUACUUCGCUUGGUACGGACAAAUUCAAACCGUAACUUUUAUUCUUCUUUGAUGUAAUUUGAGUUACUCAUCUAUGUUUCAAUAUAAAAUUGCUUUAAAAUGCAUCGUUGGUGUAAUGGUUUGUGUCGGAUAUAUGAACUUUUGUAGUUUUGUUAGUCUAGUCUAGCGUGCUUAGAUAUUCAGCCCCCCCUAAAUAUUUUUCCUGGAUCCG
This is a messenger RNA of Panicum virgatum (switchgrass), 2876 nucleotides long. RefSeq names its product zinc finger MYM-type protein 1-like. Bases 154 to 2562 code for a protein of 802 amino acids. The transcript has 3 exons. The record is from RefSeq and is a predicted model, not a curated record. Gene Ontology annotation, molecular function: protein dimerization activity. NCBI's taxonomy places the organism in Eukaryota, Viridiplantae, Streptophyta, Magnoliopsida, Poales, Poaceae.